AUGAGUGUGACUGCCCGUGGGAGCCGGCUUACCGAGCUGACCCAUGUGCUGACAUGCAGUCAAUGGGCCGCACCCCAAGGAGGCUACCAUUCACGUGAUAUGAGCAUGACAACUCAUGGCAAGUGGAAAGUUACAGGGGAUGAAUCAUGGUACCCGUGGCAGCUGAGACACAGUUGUGCCCGUGGCAUCUGGGAGACAGUGGUACCCAUGGCAGCUGGGACACAGUGGUACCCAUGGCAGCUGGGACACAGUGGUACCCAUGACAUCUGGGACGUGAUACCUAUGGCAGCUGAGACACAGUGGUACCCAUGGCAGCUGGGACACAAUGGUAGUGUUUGUAAUGUUCGUCUUGUUCCAGGAUCGCGUGGUGGCGUCAUGUUGAUGCGUUCUAGCGACGACCAAUUGAAGAGACACAGAAUUAUUCGACUGUGUUCCAGCCACCGAUGUGUUGAAGUGACUCAGGACGGCGGAGGCAGAGGGUCAGGAGGAAGCUAUCUUGAAGAGAGCAUGAGGAUGAUGGUGUCUGGGACGAAGGGCGACGCCUACCACCCUACGCUGCCCCCGGAGAUAGCUACAGACGCUGCCAUCUAUGUUACCGUGAUCGUAGUGUUCUACGCAGCCAUCAUCCUGCUGCUGGUGGGGACUAAUCUUCACCGCCUUCGUCGCCAGCGCCGCAGCCACACCCAUCAACCUCACCUCCAACACAAAUCUCAACAUCAACGUCUACACAGUCCCAGCCAACGCACCGUCGAUACCACCACUUCAGCGACAAACCUCCUCAGCUCCACCUUCUUCAGCAGUCCUCUUAACUCUAACGGGAGUACCACCACCACCACCAUACUUCCCCAAAAGGAGAGAUGGUCUGACCAAGGAGGCGCCGUGAUUGUGUAA
This is a messenger RNA of Homarus americanus (American lobster), 891 nucleotides long. RefSeq lists its product as uncharacterized. The coding region runs from base 1 to 891 and encodes 296 amino acids. NCBI's taxonomy places the organism in Eukaryota, Metazoa, Arthropoda, Malacostraca, Decapoda, Nephropidae. The transcript has 5 exons. The record is from RefSeq and is a predicted model, not a curated record.